AUGAGCAAGCUGUCGUUCAGGGCGAAGCCCCUGGACGCUUCAAAACCAAUGCCUAUUUUUAUGGCUGAAGAUUUGCCCGAUUUGCCGGAUUAUUCAGCAAUUAAUCGGGCAGUACCACAAAUGCCAAGUGGUAUGACUAAAGAGGAAGAAAGUGAACAUCAUCUUCAAAGAGCAAUGUGCACAGGCGUAAUUAUUCCGACACCUGAAGUUACGGACUUGACCGAUGUAGAAGCUUACGACAAAAUUUAUCCUGCCGAUUACAAAUUGCCACGGCAAUUAAUACACAUGCAACCAUUUGCAAUGGAACAAGAUAUACCAGAUUAUGACAUGGAUUCCGAAGAUGAGAAAUGGGUCGGAAUACAAAGUAAAAAAAUGGACUUGACACCAUUUCAAUUUGAAGAGAUGAUGGAUAGACUUGAGAAAAAUUCAGCACAAAAAACAGUAUCGUUACAAGAAGCUAAAGCUCUGUUAAAAGAAGAUGAUGAUCUUAUUAUCGCUGUUUUUGAUUAUUGGUUAGAUAAACGUCUUAAAAAUCCACAACAUCCAUUAUUGUUGACUGUGAAAACGGAUAAUCGUCUUGGAUCUGCGGCCAACAAUCCUUAUUUAGCAUUUCGUAGGAUAACUGAAAAAAUGCAAACUCGUAAAAAUCGUAAAAAUGACGAGACUAGUUAUGAAAAGAUGCUUAAAUUACGUAGGGAUCUUAGUAAAGCGGUAACACUAUUAGAAUUAGUUAAAAGACGUGAGAAAACAAAGCGUGAACAUCUUCAUCUCACCAUUGAAGUUUUUGAAAAAAGGUAUCAAGCGGAAGAUUUCAGUGGUCAAAUAUUAGCAGAAGUAUCAGCAUUAAAAACAACACGUCCAGCAUUUGCUCCAUUAUUCACAAAUCAAUUUGGUGUACAUCAAAAUUGGUCAAAUAAAGUUUGUAAUAAAGACGAUAGUUUACAAAGAAAAGAAAAACGACAGUAUAAAAAACGAAAACAUAAAUUAGACGGUCGUGGUGGUUUAGACGAUAGUGUAUUACGUAGUGGUAGUGCUUGUGGUGUUGGUGGUAGUAAUCGUAAUUCGCGUACUGGUGUCCUCGGUAGUGGGCUGGACCCGCUUGUCAGCUCUGAUGAAGAUAAUCCAUUUCCUCACACGCAGUUGUCAAUGUCUAAAGAACGUGAUGAUGAUACUGCUGAUGAGGGUCCGUUUGCAUUUAGACGCAAUCGGUAUUGCAAUUAUUUACCGCCUGUAUCAGGUGGCUAUGGUAAUUGGCCUUGGUGUAGUAAAAGCGAAGGUGGUAUUGCCGAUAAAAAAUAUAGGUUUGCGUUAACAAGUAUUAGUAAACCUACCCCAAGAUGUAUUGGUCUUGCAAGACGAAGAUAUGGACGUGGUGGAAGAGUCAUAUUGGAUCGUUAUCCUAGUGAUAUCGAUGAUAUUUGGUCAUCACUAGAUUUUACAAUACAUGAAUCAAGUCAAAAUAAUGAUUCAAUAACUACUGCCUCACCGACGACAAUAUCUUCCGUCAAAAAAGAAUGGUUACACUUUCGGCCAAAAACUCCAUUAGGCACAGAUGCAAACCAAAACGACGAGUCAGCAGCGGGUUGGAGCACAUCAAGUAAUAGCAGUAGUGAAGAAUCCGAGUCUGAAAUGGAUCAUUUUUACAUAAGCAAUUCGACAAGAACAAAAAAACCAGCGUCAUCUUCAUAUCCAUUUCCUACGGAAGCAACAUCAAUAUGCGUAGACAUCGAGCCUGAUCGACCUAUGUCGGUAAAAGUUGGAUCAGCUGCUGUACUGCAAAAUAAUACUGGAACUUAUGUUAGUAAUAAUAUUUUACCCCAAAAACAUUCAGCACCGUCCGGUUUAUUACCUGGGUUCAUAGCUCAAACUAAACUUGCGAGUUUAGCGAGACACCAACAACAACAACAACAGUUACAACAGCAACAGUUGCAACAACAACAACAACAAGGACAAAUACAGCAACAAAUACCUGCGUCCGGGGAAAUUACGCUUAAUAGUAAUAAUAGCGAAGGAUUAAGCAUGGAAGUUGAUGGUGUGGAAGGAGCACCAUGUGAAAGUAAACAGCAGCAACAGCAACAAAUUGUACGAACUAACAAAAAUAAUUCACUUGCGAUGGAAGUGACAUGA
Molecule: messenger RNA, 2127 nt
Organism: Cotesia congregata
Lineage: Eukaryota; Metazoa; Arthropoda; Insecta; Hymenoptera; Braconidae
Source: the annotation of a GenBank genome assembly